This is a messenger RNA of Chionomys nivalis (European snow vole), 1063 nucleotides long. It is a transcript of the gene Rsph1, whose product is annotated as radial spoke head component 1. Gene Ontology annotation, biological process: axoneme assembly; spermatid development. Gene Ontology annotation, cellular component: motile cilium; nucleus. Bases 60 to 971 code for a protein of 303 amino acids. The record is from RefSeq and is a predicted model, not a curated record. NCBI's taxonomy places the organism in Eukaryota, Metazoa, Chordata, Mammalia, Rodentia, Cricetidae. The transcript has 9 exons.
GGUGGCUGGUACCUGCUUGAUACAGACGCUACUCCAGAGAUCCUGGCUGAGACCAGAUCAUGUCGGACCUGGGCUCCGAGGAGUUAGAGGAGGAAGGAGAGAACGAUCUUGGGGAAUAUGAGGGGGAGCGAAAUGAACUGGGAGAACGGCACGGAAACGGGAAAGCGAGAUUGCCCAAUGGAGACACAUACGAAGGACACUAUGAGUUUGGAAAAAGAAAUGGCCAGGGGGUCUACAAAUUUAAGAACGGUGCCCGGUACAUCGGAGAAUAUGUUAAAAAUAAAAAACAUGGUCAAGGCACCUUUAUCUAUCCAGAUGGAUCCAGAUACGAAGGGGAGUGGGCAGACGACCAGAGGCACGGCCAUGGCGUAUACUACUACAUCAAUAAUGACACCUACACGGGGGAUUGGUUCAAUCAUCAAAGGCAUGGGCAAGGCACCUACUUCUAUGCAGAAACUGGCAGUAAGUACGUCGGUAGCUGGGUGAACGGGCAGCAGGAGGGUGCUGCCGAGCUCAUCCACCUGAACCACAGGUACCAGGGCAAGUUCCUGAACAAAAAUCCUGUUGGUCCUGGAAAGUACGUGUUUGACAUCGGAUGUGAGCAGCAUGGCGAAUAUCGCCUAACAGACGUGGAAAGAGGAGAAGAGGAGGAGGAAGAGGAGACAUUAGUGAGUAUCGUUCCAAAAUGGAAAGCUCUCAAAAUCACAGAAUUGGCCCUCUGGACUCCAACCCUCUCCGAGGAGCAGCCUCCCGCUGAGGGACCAGGCCAGGAAGAAGCACUGGGAGCUGCUGGAACGGGUGACGCCUCAGAUGAAACCCAGGGUCUGCCGGAAGGCUUUGAGGGCGAGAUGGAUAUGAGGACCGGCGAGGAAGACAUGGACACGUUCAGGCAGGAGAGUCAAGAGAACGGUUAUGACAUGGACCAGGGAAAUGCAAACUUUGACGAAGAGCAGUCAGACCUCCAGGAGUAAGAUGGAGGAGGUGGAGGAACAGGGGCACACCAGCCCGGCCUCAGUUAACUCCGGGCAGCUGGGGCUGGCGCCAACCAGCCCUCAAUCUUUCU